UAUCAAUUUGUAAUUGUUUAUAGACAUUUUAAAAAAAUAUCUGGAGCUAAUCCAUAUCCCUCUCUGGAAUGGUUAUUGUGAUAACCAUUUUUUUUUCUUUUUCUUUUCUUUUUUUAUCCUGUUAUUGUGAUAAAAUAUCUUCAAUAAAUCUGUGAAAUCCCAUUAAUUUAAAAAAAGGUUUAUUAUUCAAUUUGUUAAGUAAGUUACAUAAAAACAAAUUAUACCUCUGUGUGUGUGUAUGUGUGUAUUAAACUUGUCAUCUUUGUAGCCAUUUAUCUAUCUGUCUCUCUUUAUCUAUCUGUUAAUUCUUAAUUCUUUGACCUGGAUGAUGAUCCAGGACAGCGAUCUAUGAAGUAACAAGAGAUUCACCCCAUUCCAUAGUUGUGUUUAGAAAAGAUUAGCUAAAUAUUUUAAGCCCAAUACCAAUAGAAAGUAUGACUUUAAUAAGAAAUAAGAUUAUCAAAGACAAACUGAAUUUGUUUUAUAUUGCUUAGCAAGAAUUCUUAUUUUCACCUAGUCAUUAACUGUAUUGCAAGCAAAUAUCUUAGUACUAAUAGAGAAAAUACAUACUUUAUAACUUUAUCAAUAUGAUUCAGUAUGAAUAAGUGUAUUCUGAUGUGUACCUGUAGUUAGAAUAGUGUUAUCUUUAAUGGUAUUUUUGACUCUUUUCUGGUGACAAUGGAGUAAAGUAGGGAUUGUUGCACUAUUAGUCAUAUCUGUGCUAGUUACAUUCCAUCAGCAUUUUCUCUAAAAACCAGCCCUGUGGGUCUGAUCUUGCUUGAUUUAAUAAUUAUCCAGAGCUGACAAGGGAAUGAGGUACCCAUUGACUUCAGAUCUUGCCUUUUACAGGGCUUGUAGUGGUCCUAUAACAGAAAAAACUGGUGGGGUCCUGGCUAUCUGUUUAGUAGACUUUUGGAAUAGAAGGUUGGGCUGAGAUGGGGUCCUGGUCUUGACUUUUUUGUAGGGAUUUUCAUUUGGUUUUUAAACAUUUAUCAAGCAUCUUUUAUGUGCCAGGCAUUGUGCAAUGCUUUAGGAAGAAAACAUCUUCUAUCAGUGUAGAUAGACAAUUGUCCUAUGAUUUUGUAGAUUUUGAGUAUUGCCUGGGGCACUGAAAGUUUAAGUGAGUUGACUACCAUUAUACCACAAAUAUACACUCUUUGAGAACUCCUAUACUACAUUAUUCUGCCUUUGCUUUUUGCUUGAAGGUAGAGGCUACGAAAUAAUGGUUCAAAUAGAAUUAUUUUUAGCUUUUUAAAAUGUCAACAAGUUACCCUAUUUCCUUUAUAUAUAUAUUUUUUUUGAGAAGGGUACUUCUUCCAAGUUUUCAACAAUCUUAUUUGACACAUGAGGAAACUGAGGCUGGACUUGCUGGAAGUUAUAUAAGGAUUAAAUAGGAAGAGCCAUAAUUUAGACAUAUAUGUUCCUUUAUUAAUCUCCAACUGAUUUUAGAAUACUUCUCUCUCCCCUUCCCCCAUGGCUUCUAAUGCAUGUAAUCUUAAUUAUUAUAUGAGUUUUCUGGUACUUAUUAAAAAAUUCCAUUUUCUGUAUAGAUGUUAGAAUUUUAAAGUUACACAGACUAAUAUUGUAGAAACAUACUUGAAGUAGAAUAAGACAAUAAAAGCAAUACAAUUCUUUCUUUGCAGUUCAAAUAAUUUAUCUGGAAGACUAAAAAAAAAAUGCUAUGGGAAAUACAUUUUUUUUUUUUUUAAAUGCCUGUGAAGUUGUUACUUCCAGGAAGAAUUCUGUAAGAUCAGUAAAUUCCUUUAAAAAAAAAAAAAAAAAAGAUAUUUGCUAGUGUUAGGAAGUGCCUGGCACUUACUAAUGCUACAGUUUAUCAUGGGUGUAACAGGAGCAGACAGUCCGUUUUAGAGUCUCAUGCUGGGAAUUUCCAAAAGAAAAAUUAAAGGCAAGGCACCACUUCCUCCAGCUGAGACUAAAUACGUUGAUGUUUCUUCACAUGAGUCAAUAGAAUCCUCUAAUUUCAUCAUGGAACAGAAAGAAAACAUGAUAGAGAAAGACAUUGAGCUCUCUGUGGUUCUUCCAGGGGAUGUGAUCAAAUCUACUACUGUUCAUGGCAGCAAACCUAUGAUGGAUUUGUUAAUAUAUCUCUGUGCACAAUAUCAUUUAAACCCCUCAAGCUAUACAAUUGACCUGGUAUCUGCGGAAAAAGUGCCAAUUAAAUUUAAGCCUAACACACCCAUUGGAAUGCUGGAAGUGGAAAAGGUCAUUCUAAAGCCAAAAAAUCUGGAUAAGAAGAAGCCUACACCAGUGAUACCAGAGCAAACUGUACGAGUAGUAAUAAACUACAAGAAAACACAGAAGACUAUUGUGAGAGUUAGUCCACAUGCAUCCCUUCGAGAACUCACUCCUAUUAUCUGUAGCAAAUGUGAGUUUGAUCCUUCCCACACCAUAUUGUUGAAGGACUACCAAUCUCAGGAGCCUCUUGACCUGGCCAAAUCUUUUAAUGACCUUGGACUACGAGAACUCUAUGCGAUGGAUGCCAGCAAAGCUCCUUCUGUUACUGACUUCAGUUUAUCAUCUUUACAAGACUCCUACCAAAUAUCUCCAAACCUGGACAGUAUGAAGGAAAAAGAAAAUAAAAAGUUUUUCAGCUUUUUUCAACGCAGCAAGAAAAGAAGGGAACAAACUUCAAGUGCUCCAGCAACUCCACUGAUAAGUAAACCUCGGCCAACUUUUACUAGAUCAAAUACCAUUUCUAAACCAUAUAUUUCAAACACACUGCCAUCUGAUGUGCCAAAAAAGAGGAGAGCUCCUUUGCCUCCAAUGCCAACUUCUCAAAGUGUCCCCCAGGAUCUUGUACGUAGUCAGACAAGACCUGCUUCCUGCAUAGUGAAAUCCAUUAGUGUGGAUGAAACAAAUAAGGACCUUUCUGGAGCAGGGAUAGUGAGGACAGGAUCUUUCCAGCUCAGCAAUACAUCCUCAACUAAUUCAUCUUUGAGAAGGACAAAGCGCAAAGCACCCUCUCCACCUUCUAAAGUAUCUCCAGAUCAAAGUUAUGAGACCAGUAAUGUGACAGCACUGAAAUCAGUAGAUACAAUUGCAAGAGAAAGCAUUCCAGAAACAAAUCCUCCUGAAGUGUCACCUGAUUCAGAUGCCUCGCUUUGCUUUGAGCUACCUGAUCAUGAACCCUGCACUACUGUCCUGAUGCUGGCAGAUGACGCUCCUUAUUCUGAUUGUGUUGAAACACCUGAGUUAGCCAUAACAUCACUGAAAUCUGGAAUUACCUCUGAGUUCAGCCUUGAAGAAAUAGAUGAAAAAGAAGAAUUGAAUAUUCUCCACAAGGAAGGCAGUGAAAGUAUUUCUUCAAAAUCACAAAAAAAUUCUUUUAUAUCUAUGGAUGUAACAAAGAAUGAAAAAAAAGAUACCCCAUCAGAACUUGGCAUUAUUUCUAGAGAGUCCCCAGAAAACUCUAAGGAAGAAAAACAAGAAAAUAGAAACACAGAUGGAAAAGAAUUACAGAAUGGUACAAGUAGUAAAGAGGCAGUAACAGAAAAUGGAAGAAACUCCAGAACACUGGACCACAAUAAAAAUAAUGAUCAAAAUGAUAUGACAUUCCUUCCAAUGGAUUUGGAUGAGAAAGUAAAAAAUGAAGUGAAGACAAUAGAAAUCAGUGUAUCUGAUGUUACUGAAAAUAACAAGCUUGAAACCAUCAGGCUAUCAGACUCUCAAGCAUGUAAAAAUGACAUUGCUAUAGAUAACAAGGAAAAUCCUCCAUCACUUUUACAAAUUCAAGAUCAGAAGCUGAGUCAGUCCAUCUUGAAAAAGGUAAAAACUCAAGAUGCAUCAAUUCAAACAACUCAAUCCCCUAACAGUUUGGAAAAUAAUAUGUUAAAUGAAACAGCUGCUCACCUGGAUCAUAAUUUAUCAAACUUUAAAGGUGAUGAAAACAUACAGUUUUCAAAUAACAGUAAAUCAUCUCAAAGGUCAUCUUUCAAAUCACAGGAUUCUAUAGAUCCCUCAAGAGAACUCAAGAACCGGAGAUCACUAAAUGGGCAAGAACAUAUACUCAACCUUAAAGAUACAAGCCCUACAUGUGGCAAAGAUGAUGUAUUUGUUCCAGUGGAUGGGAAUGAUAAAACUCUAACUGAUUCCUGUAUAAAAAAUUAUCCCCUUUAUAAACCUGAUUACAAAACCAAACCAAAGCCUUCUAAUGAAAUUACAAGAGACUACAUACCCAAAAUUGGAAUGACAACUUAUAAAAUUGUACCUCCCAAGUCCCUGGACAUACCAAAAGAUUGGGAAUCAGAAAAUACAUGCUGCAAUAAAAAUGAUAAGGAGAUACAAACUUCAGAAAAUUGCCAACCACGUGAGCUGCUGAAAGAAUCUGCUAUCCAGACAGAUAACCUUAUUUUUGAAGACCAAAGGGAGACACAAGCUAAUAUGAAAUGUGAACCCAAAUUGGGAGGGGAGCAUAAUAUUCAAAAUGAAAUAAGUGUCACCAAUGGGACUGUGUCUUCUACGAAACCGGUCUCCAUAGUAAAUAAAGACAAUGGUCCAACUCCAUUGAUGCUGAAUUUAGAACACCUAAAUAGUAUCAUGGAACCAAAAGAAAGAUCUAAGGGUUUAAGUCCCCAGACGAAACCUAGUUCUUUUUUCCUACAGAUGCAGAAAAGGGCUUCAGGUCAUUAUGUUACAUCUGCAGCUGCCAAAAGUGUCAAUGCUGCUACAAGUAGUGCUCAAAGUGAACUGAAGCAUAAAGAAGUUGAAAAAAAGUUAUCAUCUCCCCAAGAAGAAACAAUAUCUCCUUUAAAUAAGACAGUUAACUUCCAUUCUGAAUUACCUGACAAACAAACUGAUCAUGGCAUCCCUCAGAGACACAAAGAGAUCCCAACUUCACCUAUCAAACCCCCCAAACCAGCGAACCUUCCCUCUAUUCAUCCAGCAGCAAUCACUCUUAAAACCCUGAGGACUUUUGGUGCACCACGGCCAUACACCACUUCCUCUCCUUCUCCUUUUGCACUUGCUGUAGUCAAAAGAUCACAGUCUUUCAGUAAAACAUGUACUGUCCCAAGGCAAUCAUCCAGAGAGGAUCCAUCUCCUUCACCAGCUUCUAAAGAGGAAGAAGAAAAAAAUAAUCCAUUAGAUAAAUUACUGGGAGUUACACAAUCUGAUAAGGAAGGUAGCUGUGCAUACAAUGAAGAGAAAUGCCAGAUACAGCCAUUAACUGACCACCCAUCAUUCACCGUUAAGAGGCAAACUUCUUUAACAUUCCAAAGUGCUGACCCAGAACAGAUUCGACAAAGUUUGCUGACCGCAAUUCGCUCUGGAGAGGCUGCUGCCAAAUUGAAAAGGGUUACUGUUCCAUCCAAUACCAUAUCUAUAAAUGGAAGACCAAGACUCAGCUAUCCAUUGUCCACAGAAACACAGUCUGACCAUUAGAAAUGUUACAUCAACUAUUUUGCACUUUACUACCAUCUUUUACCUAGGCUAACAUAAUACUAAUUGAGAUUUAUUGCAAAUGUAAAUUCAGGUGUAUGUUAAUAUAUAUUGUCUAUUAAAAUGUGUGAAUUUUGUGUGAUGGCUUUUUAUGCCAAGAGAAUUAUUGGAAUAUAUAAUUUAUAGUGAUAUUUUUGUCUGUAUGCCUUAAAAGCUAAAUAUGCUGCUCUAGGAUUUUUAAGACGAGAUGCAGAUGAGUUUCAGUUUUUGAAAUGAAAAAUAAUCACAUUUUGUUGAUUUCAUUGAAUUAUCUGUAGAAAUAUAUUGUACAAUGGUGUUUUAGACAAAAGGAUACAUUUUUAAUAUCCUUAGGUUUAUAAUUAUAUAAGUACUUUAACGUAAUAUAUGAGUUAAUAAAUAUCUGCCAUAUGCUGCCUUGAUGUUACUGUUAAAUUAAAAACUUGUAAUAAGCAUAAAUUUCAACUCUUGCAAUUUACAGAAGGAACUAACUAAAAAUACUGGUGAUAACAAAUGACUGUCUUUGACUGUCAUCAGUUGAACAUUGGUUUUAAUUUUUGAAACAUUUUGUGCUCAAGAUUCUUCUUGAAUUUUUUUUUCCUGUGGGAACAAUGCAAAAUCAGAGACAAAAUGAUGGGAUUCUCUUAGUAUUUUAAUAUCUUAGUAAUUUUUUGCUUUUAAUCUUUAACCUUUGAAAUGCACAAAGAUAAUUUAAAUAUAAAUGUUUUUCUGUAUAUAACUCUUAUAGUAUCAGAGCACAGAUGAAUCUUACAAAAAUACAUGUUUCUUGUACCAGAGGCCUUAAAAUAUCCUUUGUUAAAAUAUUGAUUUAUAGUAAUAGUCAUUUUAUUUUUUGAUGUAUAGGGCCAAAAAAGAUUAGAAUGUGUCUAAAUUAGGCAAUUUAAAAUGUGUCAGCCUAUCUAUCUUAAUUAUAGUAAUGUGAUAUAAUAGUAAGUCUAUAUGAAACUUAUUUAAGAUUAAGAUACUAUUAUUCUAAAUAUUAAAAAUUAGUAAAUUAAUAUUGGAUCAUUUAAAGAGAUUUCUAAUUGGCAGAGGGUGGGGGGUACACCUGAUUUUUAGGCUUAUAGUUUUUAUGUGAUACUUGUUUGUUCACAGAAGGAACUAAAUUGUUCACUUAUUAUCAUAACUUUUGGUCAAGCAAGAUGAUUGUGAAUUCUGGUAGAUUUCUACUGCCCCCAGUGAGCAAUUUGCCAGUUUUGAAAGUAUGUUGAUUCUUUUCCAGUUAAAUAAAAAUUAUCUUAUUUAUUUUUUGAGGA
Messenger RNA from Sarcophilus harrisii (Tasmanian devil), 6692 nucleotides. It is a transcript of the gene COBLL1, whose product is annotated as cordon-bleu WH2 repeat protein like 1. Gene Ontology annotation, molecular function: actin monomer binding. Lineage: Eukaryota; Metazoa; Chordata; Mammalia; Dasyuromorphia; Dasyuridae. The record is from RefSeq and is a predicted model, not a curated record. The transcript has 15 exons. Bases 1876 to 5400 code for a protein of 1174 amino acids.